AUGGAGACGAUAAUCCCUACAAAUGCAUCGUGCUUCGUUCUACCAAAUCUCUUCAAGAUAACGUCCCCGGUUUUCGAACUCAGAGAAAAUCCUCUUCAAGCACAAGCAGACGAACGCGCAAUUGAAUGGUUUCGGAGGUUUGGUGCUUGUGACACCGAGACCAUGAACCAAUUCCUCAGUAAGGGUAGAUUCGACAUCUUAGCGGGCUUAGGCUUCCCAGAUGCCGAUCUACAACACCUCGAGACUUGCACAAUGUGGCUCAUGUGGGGUUUUUGCCUGGAUGAUUUCACAGACUCGGACUGGCAACGCGAUCCUGACACCGUCCAAGCAGAGCAUCAGAAUACACAUGCGAUACUAUACGACGCCGAUGCACCACAGCCAACCCACCCUUGGGCCGGGAUGCUAUGGGACAUAUUGCGCCGUAUCCGCGCGACGGCCACUGCGAAUAACUACAAACGGUAUGCAGCUUGUUUUCUAUCAUUCUGCCAGAGUUUAAGACCCCUAAGUUUCGUUCGUGCGUAUCUUGAGUGGUCCCAGGCGGAGGUCAAGCAAUCAAAAAACCGCUCCCUCGACUACCUCCCGACUGUUCAGGAAUAUAUUACGUUGAGGCGGUCUACAUACGCCGGAAAUUACUUUGCCACGAUGAUCGAAUACGCUGGAAAUUUCAAGAUCCCUCCGGAUGCGAUUGAGGAUCCCGCUUUGGUAUCGAUGUCGAACGCGCUCAUCGAUAUUAUGGCGUGGACCAAUGAUCUAUGUUCACUUCAGAAAGAAUAUAAUAACGGAGACUAUCAUAACCUCGUCGUCAUCGUGAAACACUACGAAAAUUGUACUUUACAACAAGCCGUAGACAAAGUGGUCGGCCUGACCGACCGUCGUGCGAAGGAAUACAUGGAUAUGAAAGCCAAACUCCCUUCCUUCGGGGCAGAAGUCGAUCGCGAGGUGUCCCAAUAUUUCAAAGCUUUCGAAAAUUAUGUCCAGGGAACAAUCAUGUGGUGUUACCUGUGUCCCCGCUAUUUCAGCGGCUUCGAAGCCCCUGUUGAGAGGGAUUCUCUAACUAUCAAGUUGGACAUGCAUUGA
Molecule: messenger RNA, 1077 nt
Organism: Marasmius oreades (fairy-ring Marasmius)
Lineage: Eukaryota; Fungi; Basidiomycota; Agaricomycetes; Agaricales; Marasmiaceae
Exons: 8
Coding region: 1-1077 (358 amino acids)
Source: RefSeq, a predicted model, not a curated record